Messenger RNA from Anolis sagrei ordinatus, 1211 nucleotides. RefSeq names its product coenzyme Q-binding protein COQ10 homolog B, mitochondrial-like. Gene Ontology annotation, molecular function: ubiquinone binding. NCBI's taxonomy places the organism in Eukaryota, Metazoa, Chordata, Lepidosauria, Squamata, Anolidae. The record is from RefSeq and is a predicted model, not a curated record. Gene Ontology annotation, cellular component: mitochondrion. Gene Ontology annotation, biological process: cellular respiration; ubiquinone biosynthetic process.
AGCCGGGAUCAGACAGACCUAACUUGGGCCGAGUAGAAAGAAGUUGAAGCAUGGCAGGGAGAGGGACCGCUUCCAUUGUGAUCCGCUUUGGCUCCAACCUGGCGCGCCGUUCCAAAGGAAACCGACUGGGUUUGCCACAUUGCCGCCACUUAAGCUGCAGCAGGAACCUUGCUCCUCCGAGUCCAAACGCCUGCCCUUUCCUGGUCUCUGCAUCAGGCACAAGGCAGCAAACCCGUCCUUUUCUGAGCCUGGCAGCCCCACUACUUGCUGCCAAGCAAAUAGAGUAUGCAGAAGUCCGUCAGCUCCCGUAUUCUGUUGACCAGAUGUAUGACAUUGUGGCAGAUGUGGGCAGCUAUCAGCGCUUUGUACCUUGGUGUACCUCCUCCCGUGUUAUUUCCCAUCGUAAUGAAUUCUCAGAGGCGGAACUGGAAGUGGGAUUCCCUCCAGUGGUAGAGCGCUAUGUGUCUGAGAUUUCCGCAGUGCCGAAUUAUCAGAUCCGGGCCGUGAGUAAAGAUGGGCAAUUAUUUCAGCAUUUGGAGACGCUGUGGCAGUUCAAGCCCGGAAAAGCCGACACCUGUAUGCUUAAGUUUUACGUCUCCUUUGAAUUCAAGUCAGUUCUCCACUCACAGUUGGCCAACCUCUUCUUCAGUGAGGUAGUCAAGCAGAUGGUAUCAGCCUUUGAGAAGAGAGCUGAGAAGCUAUAUGGACCACAGGUCGUAGCCCAACCACGCAAGGCUGUUCGCUGCACGUGACAAUGAGACCAAUUUGAAUCUGAGACUGCGGAAUCCAUCUUGUCCUAAAAAUCAUAACGUUGGAAGAGACUGCAUGGGCCAUCUAGUCCAACCCUUUCUUGAGAAAAAUAUUACUAUUGACCAUCUGAAGUCUGGAUCUCUUCCCAGAUACCCUUGCCUCACUAGCAAGCCUUUAAAGAACAUUACUUUAUUUAUAUCUAUUUAACGUAUGAAACCAUCAAAGUAAAUUAUUUCUCUGAUUAAGUUAUUUUAUUGAAAAUAUUGUCAGAAGUAAUUUAUUGGAUAUUUAAUUCAACUGGUCCGAGGAUGAUUCCUUGUUUUAAAGAAGACCAUUGGGACGGACUAAAACCAGCAUACUUGGGGAAGUUUUUAAAAGCUUUAUUUUUUUCUCAUAGGAAUACAAUAUUUUUGCAUUUGCAGAUUUAUUUUAAAUAUCAAUAAAAGCUAUAUUUAUUCUUA